GAGAGAGAGGAGAGAGAGAAGAGAGGGAGGGAGAGAGAUCCUAAAUUGCAUGGAACGUGGAGAGAAGCAGCCCUCUAUGAAGUGCUAACAGACGUACACCACAACCAAGAGGAGAAGACACAUGGAACAGGAUGGGGCUUUAUUGGACUAAUACUUGUGUCCCCGUUCAUUGAUGAUCGCUGAGCUCUGCUCUGACACCUUGCAUCAUCUUGCAUUUGGAAAAGCAGAUUUAUUACUCUGAUUCACCUUGCAGUCACAUUUUGGACCUUGGACACACUACAUCACAAUGGUCAGGUAAAACAUGACAUUUUGUGGCUGAAUCAAAAAUUGUCAAUUUGGGAACCACACACACAUUAGUGUUUAAUUAAGUUGGAAAUUUUCUCGUGCUCUAUUGACACCUGAAAAAAAGUAAGGAAUCUUUCUGAAAAUCAAGAGAAAUGUUGCCCCUGGAAAGUAACCACGAAUGGAAAGGGGGCAAAACAAUGCACUGAAACUGAGGUUUUUCGCAGAAGUAAUAAUCAUAUUUUUUGUGAAUUUGUGAUAAACUAACCCAGACAACCAAAAUAUAAAUGGUAGAAAUAAAUUAUUAUAAUUAGUUACCUUUCCUAACAACUGAAAUCUUCAAUUUCCUCUAAAGCACCUUUUUUCCUUUGUGGAAAUUAAGCAAUAAUAAUUGCAACAACAAGGAUUUGUGCAUCACCUUUAUUUUUACUCAAAUAUUCCAUUCAAAGUUCCAAAAAUAUGCUGUCCAUCAAUCUCCUCGCUCUGCUCCUCGUCCUUACUACCAACACAUGGCUGCUAAACUCCAACCCACUGAACCGGUACAAACGUGGCUUGGCGCAGCGUGCAGACGAGGAGUUCUCCCGCCUCGCCGGUGAACCUUGCGCUGUCUCCGGCUCCCGGAGAGCCCUGCAGCAGCCGCGAUCCUUCUCCCCGGCUCAACACCGCCAUUCAGUGGCCAGUCCGAGGACCAACCGGCGACAGCUCCAUACUGCCACAAGCGCUCCUGUUGGUUGCGAAGGAAGGUGCAGGUUUGACACCCCGGUGGAGAAGGGAACUCGGGGUGCUUCACAACUGAGAAAGGAGCCUGAUACUUUGCCUGGAUAUUUUCACCAAAAUAGAGACACUCAGCCUUGGAUCUUAUCACAACAAGAUGAAAGUCAAAGUCAACCAUCACGGGGCUCCAGGUUUGAACGCAGCACCCACGAGGGAAACUCGAGCUCCCCUGGAAGUUCAGCUUCUCCAAAGCUACCGGUUCCUCAGAAAAUCCAACAAGAUGACAGCAUUAGAGCUUCCAGUGGUCUGGAGGAUGGGAACGAGGACUUCACCGGAGAUGUUGAUCCUUCCACACGCCAGUCUGUCAGCAGCACGUCUUCAUGGGUCAAACCCGUGCCAACGGUGCCCCCCUCUUGGAUGACGACCCUGUACUUCACCGGGCGCCAGGAGCAGCUGAGAUUGAAGCCCUCUGCAGGGAUAGAGCUCCCCAGGGAGAAGUUUAGCUUGGAGCUAUGGCUGAAUCCAGAAGGUGGGCAGAGCAACCCUGCAGUCAUUGCAGGUGUCUAUGACAACUGUUCCCAUUCACUGAGUGAGAAGGGCUGGUCAGUAGGAAUUCGCACCAUGGAUUCUGCAGGCACCAAAGAUGCACGGUUUUACUUCACGCUUCGCACAGACAGAGCCUUGAAAGCUACCACUGUUGUUAACCACCAGCAGUACAGAGCCAAUGUUUGGACUCACCUGAUUGUGACUUACAAUAGCCACAACAUGACCUUGUAUGUUGACGGGGCCAAGGUGGGAGAAAGCAAUCUCCAGUUGGGAAAUCUCUAUAGCCCCUUCAUGAAGUCCUGCAGAACCUUCAUCCUGGGCAGUAACCAACCAGAGCAGGGACAAGGCUUUAGAGGCCAAGUAGGAGGCAUAGUCUUGUGGGACUAUGCCCUAACUCAUGAGGACCUGCAGAUGCGACCUCUCCCAAAGAUGGAGCCUCUUGUGGCUCUGUGGGCUGACUUUACAAAUGUGGAACAGAUGUGGACUCCUUACAAAGUUGGAUUUCAUCCAGCUGUCAUCACCACUCCAGUCCCCGAUUUAGAGCUUGUCUCCUCUUUUUUGCCACCACCCUGCGGGCUUACACCUUGUGACAACACUGACAUAAUUUCUGGCUACAACAAUUACUGGUCGCUCCGUUCACCCAAACACGUCCGCUACAGGAUUAUUAACCUCUCCAAUGAUGAUGGCGGAAACCCAACUGUGGUACAAGCACAGAUUCACCUCCAACACCAGGCUUUGAUUGAUGCCUUUCGCCCUUACAAUAUCACCCUAGAGUUGACUGUACACACAGUUCAAAACAGUAGCCUCCGGCAGCGUUUUAUUCUUAGCAACUGUCGAAUUGGGAAAAUUGGAAACCGCCAUUGUGAUCCAGAAUGUGACCACCCAAAGACAGGCCAUGAUGGAGGGGACUGCCUCAGGCUAGGGCCCUGCUACAAUUGGAAGAGACAGGAUGGAGUUUGUAACAUGGAAUGUAACAGUAUACACUAUGACUAUGAUGAUGGAGACUGCUGUGACCCAGAAGUGACAGAUGUUCUCAAGACCUGUUUUGAUCCAGAGUCACCCAAUAGGGCUUAUAUGAGUGUGAAAGAGCUUAAAGAGGAGCUUCACCUGAGUGGCAGCGAGACCCUUAAUGUUUUCUUUGCCAGCAACUCUGUACGAGAAGAGCUGGCAGGAGCUGCAACUUGGCCAUGGGCAAAGGAAGCACUUACGCAACAAGGUGGAAUGGUCUUGAAUCCAUCCUACUUUGGCACACGUGGACACCACAACACUAUGAUCCAUGAAAUGGGCCACAUAUUUGGACUGUACCAUGUCUUCAAGGGAGUGAGCGAACGAGACUCCUGUGAUGACCCGUGUCAGGAAACCACCCCAUCCAUGGAAACCGGAGAUCUGUGUGCUGACACUGCGCCAACACCCAAAUCCAAAGCUUGCCAUGAUCCCGGACCUGUUAAUGAUACAUGUGGCAUCACCACAUAUCAGGACACCCCUUAUAGUAAUUAUAUGAGUUACACUGAUGACAACUGCACCAAUCAUUUUACUCCCAAUCAAGUAGCCAGGAUGCACUGUUAUCUUGACUUGGUCUAUCAGAACUGGUUGACAGAACGUCGACCUGCUGCCGUACCUCUCCCAGCAAUGGUGACUGACCAGAGUCAAGAUUCAGUCUCAAUUUUUUGGGUUGCACCAUUAACUGGGCUACUCUAUGACAGCUCCCCCUCCCAUGUGGCUGCCAUCAACUGUGGGGAGUGUGAUAAAAAUGGUGUUUUCCACCAAUAUGCCUAUGAGGCAGCUUCAACUCGCAUCUGUGACACGUCUGGCUACUGGGCACCUGAUGAGGCUAUUGGCCCACCUGAUGUUGAGCAGUCAUGUGAGCCGAGUCUCCAAGCAUGGAGUCCUGAACUUAGCCUUUACGAUAGUAACGUGACAUCACCUUGUCCUGAAACGGAGGGCUGUACCCUUACACUAAAAUUUCGCUACCCCAUUGUUCCACACACUCUUACCCUCUGGAUAACAUAUGUCUCAGCAAAUAAUCCUGCUAUUGCGGACAUAGAGCUGAUAACAGACACUGGUAAAACUAUGAACCUUGGACCACAGCACGUCUUCUGUGACAUGCUCUUCACCCUGCGCCUCGAUACCAACAAUGUUGCCAUCAGUGCCAUAAAGCUCUGCACCUUUGAUGAGAAGAUGGAGAUUGAUGCCGCAAUGUUGUCUUCUGGCCCCGGUAGUCAUCUCUGCUCUGGCUGUCAACCUUUGCUGUAUCGGAUUCACCGGCAGCCAGCCUUCACCAGCAAAUUGCCAUUACCUCAGACCCAGCAGACGUUCACGGACAGAACUGUAAAAAGGGGAGAAAGGUAUGAGUACACGAUUCAAGUGGAGAUUGGAGGUCUUCUCAGCAAUUCCUCCCCAUCUCUUUUUUACACUCAUGGGCAGCCCUACUGCGGCGAUGGUGUCAUUCAAGGGGCAGAAGAAUGUGACGAUGAUAAUCUGCUAGAUAGCGAUGGCUGCUCUAAGAAGUGUUACACGGAAAAGGGCUUCAACUGCAUUGGUGAACCCAGCCAAUGUUAUGUUUUUGAUGGGGACGGCGUGUGCGAAGAGUUUGAACGUGUUUCCAGCGUUCAGGACUGUGGUUAUUUUACACCUUUGGGUUACACAGACCAGUGGGCAUCUACUGCUACUGCUUCUCAUCAGGACCCGGACCACUGUCCCGCUCACGCAGCCACUGGCGAACCAUCAUUUAAAAAACUCUGUAGGUACCAGUACAUGGAUGUGAGUGAAAAACUGCCCACUGAUGCAUGGUUCCCUUGCACAGCUCAUUCUGACACAAGUAAUGACCUGGAACAUCCAUUUUGGCUGAAGGUAGGAUUUGCCCAUCCCGGAGUGGCAGCUUCUGUCAUGGUGUAUCUGGCUUCAGAUGGGUCAUGGAGCGGGGAACACUGUCAGAGGACUGUUACAAUCCUGCUUUCUGAUACAAUUGGAAAUAAUCAUUCAUUAGGAACGCAUAACCUCUCAUGCCAUCGGAACCCAUUGGUGGUUAACGUGACCCAUGACCUCUCUCAACCUUUCUACCUCACCUCAUCUGUUAUCCUCCUCUUCUCCUCCUCAUCUGUGGCAAUCGGGGGCAUUGCCCUAAGGACGUCCUGCCACUUCAGCACCUUCGCCGUGACUGGCUGUUUGAGACAGACAUGUCAAAUGGACAGCUGCAGCCCGCCCCAGAUAGAACAUGCUUCUGUCAGGUGUAUUGGAGGUGGGCAGUCGUCUCACUGCACUGUUCAGUGUCACUUUGGUUUUAGCGUCACUGUCCUUAACGGGAGGGAAAUUCCACCACACCAGAGACAAACAGAGACGGAAUGUUUUCAUGGUUUAUGGAAUCGCGCAGUUAGCUGCCAGCCUCUCGACUGUGGCCUGCCUGAUCAGUCUCAUGUGUACCAUGCCAUAUUCAGUUGUCCCUUGGGAACGACCUAUGGAAAAGAAUGCUCCUUUACUUGUGGCUCACCGGCAAUACUUCAAGGAGACAAUGACAGGUUGGUAUGUUUGGAGGAUGGUUUGUGGUCUUUUCCAGAGGCUUAUUGUAAGAUCGAGUGCACGGAGGCUCCAAACAUCCCCAACGCCAAGCUGCUAACGGCAGAGUGCCUGUCCUCAAGCCAUGAUGUUGGCUCCACCUGCCGUUUCAAAUGCAACCCAGGCUUCUAUGUAUUGGGAAGCCUAAAAAAGAAGGCACCAAGGAAAUACUUCCAGACUGAGUGCCUAGAGGAAGGGCAGUGGAAGGAUACCUCAUGUGAGCCCAUAUCUUGCCCAGCCUUACCUGGUGUUUUCCAGGGCAUGUAUGAGUGCACCAAUGGCCUCUACUAUGACACGCUCUGUACGCUGCAGUGUCCAGAUGCGAGAGAAAAUAUUGUAAUUCGCUGCACUAAAGAUGGUGAAUGGACAGCACAAUUUACCAUGUGUUCCACACUCCAAGGAUCUUGCUCUGCUCCAUCUGAUCUAAAUUCUGUAACGUAUAGCUGUAAUGGGAGCAUGGAAAUUGGUGCUGUUUGCUACCCAACAUGCAUUUUGGUUCUUCAUGACCCAGUGGUUCUGCCCAAUGGCUCUACAGUUAGUUCUUUAAAACACUGGAUGCUUCCCAUCAAACUUCAGACCAUUGUCUGCACGGGGAUGAUGAAGUGGUACCCAGCCUCUGAAAACAUUCAUUGCAUUCAAUCAUGUGAGCCUUUUGAUGGGGAUGGUUGGUGCGACACGCUCAAUAAUCGGGCCUAUUGUCAGUAUGACGGAGGAGAUUGCUGUCCUUCUACACUAUCGUCCAGAAAGGUCAUUCCGUUUGGAGCAGACUGCAAUCAAGAUGAGUGCACAUGCCGUGAUCCGGAUGCCAGGGAAAAUAAGAGCAAAGGCAAGGACCCACAAGGGGGAGGAGGAAUCCCAUAAAAUAGAUGAGUGCAAGCAAGUCAAGUGGUGUAACAUAAGUCAAGCUGUCGAUAACAUACACAACAAGCUCAAAUAUUACCUUAUCAUGUACUUUGCACACGUUUUGAAGGCAAAGACGUUCUUUUCAAAAAGGUCAAUGAAAGUGGUUAAGCACCUUUGCCAUUGCCGUCAAUAGGUAAAUAAAAAGAGAUUACAGAAAUAGAAUGUAUUAUAAUGAAAUGAUGGGAACUCAAAAUGGUGUAGACAUUUUCUGCUGCUACUAUGUAUCUAACUCAGCAAUGGUCAGAAUGGUUUUAGCUCAUCCUAGGACUUGUAUUAAUGACUAUUAACCUUAGAAAUUGUUAAGACAAAUGUGUAUCGACUAAAUCAAGACAUGUCUCCAAUACGUAUUUACUAGCUGAUAUGUUGAAAUCAUCGAUGGUAACCGUAAUUAGUUUUGCAUUUCCACGAAAUUCAUAUCAUUUUCGCAAGCUUUUAUUACUGUACAAAUGGAACUGUAAAGUUGAGCAUUAAACAAACUGUACAAUGUGAAAAGAACUGCUCUUAAACAUUGUGGAUUAUCUAUGUGACAAUUGGAGUUGGAAAAAUGAACCGUACAGUUCCACAUAAGAUAUCGAUGCGAAACACCCAACACUGUUGUAUUCAUGCAAGAAACAUACAAAAACUGAAAUCAUGUAUCCAAAUAGUUAAUCCAAACUUGCAGAUAAGUGUAACCAUGUUCAGUAUUCUACAGUACUCUAUACACCUUAUUGAAUAAAUUGAAACAAUAUUUAUCUUUUUCAGUGGUUUGACUUUUGUUCUCUAUGUCGAAAUAUUGUUAAAUGCUUCAAAAAAAAAAAAAAGUCCAGUGCCAUAUUCACGAUAAUUCCCCCUUUAUUUGGCUGAAUGCAGUUCAACAGAUGCUUAAAGUGAAACUCAACCCAAUAUUUCAAAAUGCCUUUACUUUAAUAUUUCCCAAAAGCACACAACUGCGGUAUUGUCACCUUCUUAAACUCUUUUUUUUUUUUAAGAGUGUAACUGAAUCGUUUGCGUGAAUUUAAUACAUAUCUUCACGCACGCACACACACACACGUGUGUGUGUGUAAAUGAAGCUGCUUCAUCAGUUGUACUUGAUCACUGAAAUUGGUCUAAUCUCAUCAAUUGAUUUUGAAGUGGGAACAAAUAACAUUCCUAUAGCCACAUUUCAUGUCUUUAUUCAUGAAAAAAAAAUGUAAUGUUAACUUGAUGACAGACACAUUUAAAGACAGAAUCAUGCAAGUACUAGUUGGUCAAGUGUCUUGAUUUGUUUUUUGUGUCUCUCAAUCGGUUGUCAUAAUCCCUUUUUAGCAACACAAUGUUGCAAAGUCCUAUGAUCAGGCAAGUCCUGAGUUUAGUACAAUGUCUCACAAUAGCCUAUUUGAGUAUAUUCAGAAAGAAAUAAACAGGUCUGCUUUUCACAUUAGUACUGCAAAGACUGAGCUACACAGCAAAUAGGAUAAUACAAGUAAUCAGCUAUCUUGUGAAUCGCACAAUAUUUUUUAAAACACUUGUUGUGUACAUAUGCAUAUACAGAGGUAAAACACUACGUUGGUACAAUGUAAUAAUGCAUGUGUAAAACACAAAUAUCUAGCAUUCAUUUUAGUAUUCAGAAAUUUAUUAGAAAUUAAUAACACCUAUACCUUUAUUUGACACUUACCUUCAGGCCACUUCAGUAAGAUAAAAAAAUAAAAAGUACUCGGACAGUCUCCCUAAAUAUAAUCAAAGUUUACGCAAAAAUAAUCAAAGUUCAAUAAGAAAGAAGGUAAUAAACAAUUUGUCUUUCUACAUUGAAAGUAAUGAGUUUCAGUUUUAACCACAGGAACAUAAAACAUACUUUCAGACACAUAUUGUAGGUAUGACAGUAAUUUCUGUUACAACCUCAUUCAAAAUUAGCAACCAUAAAUUGUACAUUCAGCAAUUUGACUCUAAAAUUCUACUUGAGUGGUAUGUAUUGUACAUUGUUCAAGCUAGUAACACAGCAGAUUUUUUUUUCUCACCACAUCAAAUUUGCCAUUUCAUGCCUUGUGUAUACCCGUAGCUACAAAUGACAAGCAGAAUCUCCUGUAAAAGCAACCAAGGUACUCAAUUUUUAGUGCUAUGUUAUGAUUCUUUUGAAAUCCUGUAUUCAACAAGGUGAAUUUCAAAUACAGUCUCUGAUGAGAGCAAAAGUUGUUUCAUUUUUGCAGGAUUACAAUGAAACAGGGUAUUAUUGAGAUGGUGGCUGUCUAUGAUCUGUUGACUUUAUUUACCACCGUAUGGCCAACAACUAUCAGAACGCCAAUUAAUAUUAAUUGUUGACACUUUGGCAUGGACCCUGCUGAAAACAGACCACUUUGGCCCAUUUGUUCCAGUAAAUUUAUAGCUCCAACUUUUCAUUGGCUUUCUUAUGUUUUGUAGCAGUGCAGACAAAUUAUAUGUCAAAAUGGACUGAUCUUUAAAUUAUAUGCGAAUGCAAAUGAUAGCAGUAGGUUUCAGAUGUUUGUAUGAAGUUAGAAUUACAAAUAAAUAUUUGUGAAGUGUUUUAUUUCAGCUGUGUCCCGCCCUCAUUCAUCUCAACCUCACUGCAGCUACGCUGAGCUCCAUAUCUCUUUCUCCUCAAAGUUACAUUUAUGAUAACAGCGUGAUUUCUCAAUUAUAGAAUGAA
This is a messenger RNA of Syngnathus acus (greater pipefish), 8617 nucleotides long. It is a transcript of the gene pappa2, whose product is annotated as pappalysin 2. Gene Ontology annotation, molecular function: metallopeptidase activity. The coding region runs from base 742 to 5955 and encodes 1737 amino acids. NCBI's taxonomy places the organism in Eukaryota, Metazoa, Chordata, Actinopteri, Syngnathiformes, Syngnathidae. The transcript is spliced from 28 exons. The record is from RefSeq and is a predicted model, not a curated record.